Angiostrongylus costaricensis is the source of this 489-nucleotide messenger RNA. The record is from the annotation of a GenBank genome assembly. Lineage: Eukaryota; Metazoa; Nematoda; Chromadorea; Rhabditida; Metastrongylidae.
AUGGCAUAUUCCGAAAAGCGUCUCAUUGGUUAUUCCCGUGAACAAAUGUUUGACAUCGUUGCCGAUGUUUCCCAGUACCACAACUUUAUACCUUGGUGUCGGCAUUCCAACGUCCUCAACGAGCAUGAGAAUUUGCGAAUGGUAGAGCUGGAAAUUGGUUUUCCACCUUUUUUGGAGAGGUAUCAAAGCCGAGUAGCCCUCGUACGGCCGUCAGUUGUCCAUUCUAUCGUAGUUGACGACUCUGUUUUCAACACACUAGAAUCGACUUUUCGAUUUGCUGAAGGACAGUCGAUGAACGAGCAAUCUUGCACACUGCACUAUGACUUAGUAUUUGAGUUCAAAUCAGCAUUUCAUUCCCAUAUGGCUCAUCUUUUCUUUGAUCAAGUAGUGAAAACCAUGGUUGGAGCUUUUCUACGCAGAGCAGAAGAAAUCCAUGGCAAGCCAUCGAUACCUCAUUCCACGCCCACAGUUUUGCGAUACCAGAAUUAA